Microtus oregoni (creeping vole) is the source of this 5724-nucleotide messenger RNA. RefSeq names its product hook microtubule tethering protein 3 (gene Hook3). Gene Ontology annotation, cellular component: centrosome; cytoplasm. Bases 180 to 2342 code for a protein of 720 amino acids. The record is from RefSeq and is a predicted model, not a curated record. Gene Ontology annotation, biological process: cytoskeleton-dependent intracellular transport; cytoplasmic microtubule organization. NCBI's taxonomy places the organism in Eukaryota, Metazoa, Chordata, Mammalia, Rodentia, Cricetidae. Gene Ontology annotation, molecular function: dynein light intermediate chain binding; microtubule binding. The transcript is spliced from 23 exons.
GGGAAGGAGGGGCCGGUGACAGUGCGGAGCUCCUGCCAGUGUCCGCGCCUCGGGAGCGGCCGGACGGAAGAGAAGGUUCGCCAGACGCCGGUCGGCUGCCCGACCUUUCGGACUCAAAGCCGAGCUGAACGGCCGCGGCUUCUGGUUGGUCGGGGAGGCGCUGCGGCCACCUCAGGAAGAUGUUUAACGUGGAGUCCGUGGAGCGGGUGGAGCUGUGCGAGAGCCUGCUCACUUGGAUCCAGACCUUUAAUGUGGAUACACCAUGUCAGACCGUGGAAGAUUUAACGAAUGGGGUGGUGAUGUCCCAGGUUCUUCAAAAGAUAGAUCCUGCAUAUUUCGAUGAUAAUUGGCUAAACAGAAUCAAAACUGAAGUAGGAGACAAUUGGAGGUUAAAGAUAAGUAAUUUAAAGAAAAUUUUAAAAGGAAUCUUGGAUUACAAUCAUGAGAUUUUAGGACAGCAGAUUAAUGAUUUUACCCUUCCUGAUGUGAACCUUAUUGGGGAGCAUUCUGAUGCAGCAGAGCUCGGAAGGAUGCUCCAGCUCAUUCUCGGCUGUGCUGUGAAUUGUGAACAGAAGCAAGAGUACAUUCAAGCCAUUAUGAUGAUGGAGGAGUCUGUUCAGCAUGUUGUCAUGACAGCCAUUCAAGAGCUAAUGAGUAAAGAGUCUCCUGUCUCUGCUGGAAAUGAUGCCUAUGCUGAUCUGGAUCGCCAGUUGAAGAAAACUACAGAGGAACUAAACGAAGCUUUGUCAGCAAAGGAAGAAAUUGCUCAAAGGUGCCAUGAAUUGGAUAUGCAGGUUGCAGCACUGCAGGAGGAGAAAAGUAGUUUAUUGGCAGAAAAUCAGAUAUUAAUGGAACGACUCAAUCAAUCAGAUUCUAUAGAAGAUCCCAACAGUCCAGCAGGAAGAAGACAUUUGCAACUUCAGACUCAGUUAGAGCAGCUGCAAGAGGAAACAUUCCGACUAGAAGCAGCAAAAGAUGAUUAUCGGAUACGCUGUGAAGAGUUAGAAAAGGAAAUCUCUGAGCUUCGGCAGCAGAAUGAUGAGCUAACCACCUUGGCAGAUGAAGCUCAGUCUCUAAAGGAUGAAAUAGACGUUCUCAGACACUCUUCUGAUAAAGUGUCCAAACUAGAAGGUCAAGUCGAAUCUUAUAAGAAGAAGCUGGAAGACCUUGGGGAUUUGAGGCGGCAGGUUAAACUCUUAGAAGAAAAGAAUACUAUAUACAUGCAGAACACUGUCAGUCUAGAGGAAGAAUUAAGAAAGGCUAAUGCAGCCCGAGGUCAGCUUGAGACAUACAAGAGGCAGGUUGUAGAGCUGCAAAAUAGAUUAUCCGAUGAAUCAAAGAAAGCAGAUAAAUUAGAUUUUGAAUAUAAGCGGCUAAAAGAAAAAGUUGAUGGUCUUCAGAAAGAAAAAGAUAGGCUAAGAACAGAAAGGGAUUCUCUGAAGGAAACCAUUGAAGAGCUCCGUUGUGUCCAGGCUCAGGAGGGGCAGCUCACCACUCAAGGGUUAAUGCCUCUGGGAAGCCAGGAAUCUUCAGACAGCCUCGCAGCAGAGAUUAUUACACCCGAAAUCAGGGAGAAACUUAUUCGUCUACAGCAUGAGAAUAAGAUGUUAAAAAUCAAUCAAGAGGGCUCAGACAAUGAGAAAAUUGCCUUAUUGCAGAGCCUUUUAGAUGAUGCAAACCUACGCAAGAAUGAACUGGAGACAGAGAACAGGCUGGUGAAUCAGAGACUUCUAGAAGUACAGUCACAAGUAGAAGAACUGCAGAAAUCUUUGCAGGAUCAAGGCUCAAAAGCAGAAGAUGCUAUUUCAGUUCUUCUAAAAAAGAAGCUUGAAGAACAUCUAGAGAAGCUGCAUGAAGCCAACAAUGAAUUACAGAAAAAGAGAGCCAUAAUUGAAGAUCUCGAGCCAAGAUUUAAUAACAGCUCCUUAAGAAUUGAAGAAUUGCAAGAAGCUUUACGGAAGAAAGAAGAAGAAAUGAAGCAAAUGGAAGAGCGCUAUAAAAAGUACUUGGAGAAAGCCAAAAGUGUUAUUCGUACAUUAGACCCUAAACAGAAUCAAGGAGCAGCACCAGAAAUACAAGCUCUUAAAAACCAACUGCAGGAACGGGAUCGACUGUUCCACUCAUUAGAGAAAGAAUACGAGAAGACGAAGAGUCAAAGAGACAUGGAGGAGAAAUACAUUGUUAGUGCCUGGUACAAUAUGGGAAUGACUCUACAUAAAAAGGCGGCUGAAGAUAGACUAGCUAGCACAGGUUCAGGGCAGUCAUUUCUAGCAAGGCAAAGGCAAGCAACCAACACAAGAAGAUCCUAUCCAGGCCAUGUCCAGCCAGCCACAGCAAGGUAGAGAGGUCUCGCCAUUAGGGAUUUUUAAAAGGCAUACUUCUGUUACAUAUAACAUUUCAGGAAAUCCAGCCGGCUUCGUUUGUUCUCUCCUGUGUUGAUAUUUAGUGUUUCUCACGUGAGGAUCUCUCUUGCAUCUUUUAGUUUCUUUGUCCUUUAUGGUCUUUUCAGUUUCUUUUAAUGUGCCAAAAAUUUGUAAAUGUACAAUUAAAAACGUUGUAUAAUAGUGUAAUACUUUUCUUUGUAUGAAAAUGUCUUCUUCCCCAUUUGUGUGGGCUUUGUAAAGAAUCAGAUUUUCUGCCAAUAAUUGAUACACAAUUUAUAUUCUUUAUCGUGCCUACUGUGUUACCAUACUUUAUAAGAAUGUCUUUGUUUAAAGGGAAUUAAUCUUUUUAUGGUGUAUUAAUCUGUGUUUUCAGUUGUUUUUCAAAUGCACUUCAGAUAACUUCAAUACUUACUGUACUAUCCAGAGUGGUGUCGAGAGCACUUGUGCAGAGGCCGUAGUCAGAUCGUACGGCACCUGGCAGGGUCGCUGGGAGGGAAGAAAGAAGUUUUCAUGUUGUUUUACUAGAAAUUAAACUUACUCUAAGAUUUGGAGUUUAUUUUCAGAACAUAACUACUUCCUGCUGUCAUGUUUGCUGGCAGAAGUGGAAUUGGUGAAGAGGUUUGGGUAGACAUUACAGAGGAUAAAAAAAAAUUGGCAGGCUUUUUUUUCUUCUUUUGAAAUAUUUUAGUAGUUAAGAAUCAGAUUCUAGCCACACACUUUUAAUUGCUUUCCACAUGUAAAAGAUUUAUUUUUCAUAUAGGUAGCCUUCUCUUUGGGGCAGUUCUUUGACUUAUACCUUAUAUGUUUUAUAUAUUCUGUAAGCCUUCCCUUUUCUCAAUCUUGAUAGCUAACAUCUUAAUACCAUUAAUUAAGAUCAGUACAUGCCUUUUGUGUGUAAUAUUAUGAUAGAUCUCUUUACAGUGUUCCCUAACUCUACCUAUGAGUCCAAGAGUUGGUAACUGGAGAGAUUUUGGGGUAUUUGGUUGUUGAAAUUGCUUACAUUAUAUGCCACAUUUAUUUACAUAGAUGAAUGCCUGCUAAGCAGUCGCUGGGAAGCACUUUGUCUAUAUAAGGUAUCAUAUAAUUUUAAACUAUCAUUCACUUGAAAAUGAUAUACCUUUUGUCUUUCUCCAUAUUGAUUUAUGUAUUUGAUCCCAGGUAGUAUUUAUGGUUUCUUCCAGCCUUUUUCUUGUUCCAAACCACAUUUUUCAAAAGAAAAAAGAAAUCUGGAAUCUGGUCAGAGGGUUAUUUUGUUUGUGUUUAGGUAUGUCAUCUAGUGGAGGAUGUUAUUUUAUGUACUUGCUAUUCAAAGUGCUGAUGUUACUUAGGUCUGUAUAAAAGACAAAUAACUUUAAUUCCAGUUUAAUGUGAUUAAGACUUUUCAGAAACUAUAUGCAAGUGCUUCAUUUUAACUUCCUCCUCUUUUAUAAGAAAAUUGACCUAGAAAUUUGUCCUGCAUGUUUUGUUUUGUUUUUGUCAGACAGAGUCUUUGUGUAACCCAGGCUGUCGUGAACACAUGAUCCUCUGGAUUAUAGAUGGGAACCUCCAUACUCAGCUCUUAGAACCGUUCUUGAGGAAAGGUAUUAGAACACAGAGAAACGACACCGCAUCGUGCAGCAUUUCUUUAAAGAUAUUCACUGCGCAUGUCUGAGCACAGUAUGAGGCAUCCGCCUAGGCAGAACAUAAAGCAGCGAGACUUGGAAAUAGUGGAGAGAGCCGUGUGAGGACAGUGCACUGUGGGUGCAGGGCAAACAGACCUCAUCUUUUAGGUCUGGUUUUGUUUAUUUCAAGACAAUCUAGCUGUAUUAUCCAGACUUGCCUCAGAUCCUUUGACUGAAAGCCAUCCUCCUGCCUGUGCCUUCCAAGAGGCUGAAAUUAAGGUAUGUGCUGUCAUGCCUACAUGAUAUGUCAGGUUUGAAAAUAAAAGAUUAAAAUUGGGGCCAGCAAAAUGGCUCCGCUGGAAGAAUACUUGCCGCCAAGCCUGACGACCUCAGCUCGUGAGAUUCCUGGGGUCCAGGUGCUGAGGGAACAAGCUACUCCCAAGGAUUGUCCUCUGACCUCCAGACUCACACAAGUUUAGGUACACACACAUAAAUAUGUGUUAAAAGAUUAAAACUAGUUUAAAAUACUCUUACUUCAUCUUUAGUUCACAGAAUAUCUAAAACUCAAGCACUUUUAAAGAAACAAAUUAGUCUAUGAUCCAUACUCUUAAUAAAAUACUACUUUUUGAGAAGUUAUGCUUGUAGAACAAAGAGGAUGUGAAAGCAGGAGACUCUGGAAGCCACUUUUCAGCUAGGUUUACCUGUGAGGUAAAAACAUCUCAACGUUUUGAUUUUCUGUUUACUUGCCCUCUCUAUGUGCACACCCACUUACCCAGAUAUUUUCUCUAGAUGUUUUGGAAAUGCCUCAAGCUUUCAGAAGGAAAUUUAGCUUCUGAUUUUCAUCAGCAUCUGCUGUGUGCUAAUUUCAGUGUUUAUAACCUUCGCUUUGUUUGUUGUCUGUAUCUUUAAUGUUUGGUGGAUUUCACUCAGUAAAUGGAAGAAAUAUCUUGUGGUAUUUCAGAAUAAAAUAAAGUAUACUUUCAUAAGAAACAGCAUCCGAACAUAUACUUUAGGCAUCAUAAAGCCAAGAAUAAGCCUAAAUAAAGCAGUGGCAGCUUUUCCAUUGCGUGGUUUAGGUCAGGACUUAGGGGACUACAGUUUCUCCGUCCGUCAUCAGGAAUGUUGCGGGUACUCUGAUGAUGAUGUGUGGUCUCCCUAGAAGUUAAGAGGUCAGUGAUGCUGGGCUGUGUCUUCACAGGCUGCUUUUACGGUACUUCCCUGAAGCCUCCUAGCUUGUUUUCUGAAGCCUCCUAGUUUGUCCUGGCAAUACAAGAGAAUGAGGACAGUGGGUCAGUGUCCUUGUAUCAGGUUGAGAGAAGCUGUUGCCAGCAUCUGAAUUCUUGUAACAAGCUUAUUUUUUGUGCCAUCUAUCCAGGGUUAAAAAAAAAAAAAAGCCAAAGAAAACUACUUAAAAAAAUGACCAUUUAUGUCCCACAUUAUACAUUUAAGAUUAGAACAGGAAAACAGUCCAGUAAAUGUAAUUUAGUUUCUUGCAUCGGAAAUGAAAAUAACUAAUAUAGUUGCACAUAUUUUAAUUUAAUUUUAAAAACUGGGACUAGAGAGUUGUCUCAGUAUUUAAGGGCAUUUAUGGUUCUUCCCAAGAACACAGGUUCAGUUCCCAGAACUGAAAUGAAAGGUCAUAAUAACCAACCUUCUGUAACUGCAGUUCCAAGGAAUCUUAUACCCUCUUCUGACCUCCACAAUCACCAGGCACAUGCAUGUGUACAUGCAUGCAUGAA